UAAUGGUCUCUGGAAGUCAUCAUGAGAACGAUGCCACAGCCAAUGCCAAUGAUGCUGGUGUUAGUAGUGGCCUAACACUGAUACCGUAUUAUCCGCAAAUGGUCCGCUACGUAAAUGAAUCGUUUAUGGUGCUGUGCCGCAGUCCCAUACCGGAUGUCAAACUACACUGGAAGUCGCCAAAAGGUGAAAUAAUCAAAGAGCAUAAAGGACGCAUCCACAUUGAAUCGAGUUCAAAACCAGAACUUAAAUUGGUUUUUAUGCAUCUCGCAUUGGACGAUAAAGGUAAUUGGUCGUGCGUCGAUGCUGAAGGUGGCCGUGCUGAGAAAGCGUUUAAUUUAACAGUCCAUCAGAAAAUUACCUUCGCCGAAAAUACAUCAGUUUUAACCGUAAAGGAAGGAGAGAAUACCACAAUCUGGUGUGAAGUUACUGGUGAACCACAACCGAAUAUUACCUGGUAUUUCAAUGGAGAAUUUAUACCCAAUGUCGAGAAUGCAGCAAAAUUUAGAUAUUUGGGUGACGGAUUAAGUGUCACCACUGUUACGCAAAAUGAAACUGGCGAAUAUACGUGUCGUGCUUAUCAAGUCAGCAGCAUCGCAUCCGAUAUGCAAGAGCGCACCAUCCUGAUGAAAAUCGAACGUGAGUGUGAUUUACUUUAUAU
Messenger RNA from Musca vetustissima, 658 nucleotides. Its product is annotated as neural cell adhesion molecule 2-like. The annotation marks the transcript as partial. Gene Ontology annotation, cellular component: neuron projection. The transcript has 4 exons. NCBI's taxonomy places the organism in Eukaryota, Metazoa, Arthropoda, Insecta, Diptera, Muscidae. The record is from RefSeq and is a predicted model, not a curated record.